AAAAAUUAAAAACUUCAGUGAGUGUGCACAAAGCUGCGUGUGUAUUGUAAGCGUGUGUUCUUUGGCAUUCCUGUGCACUCUUUAGAGUUGAGCACAUAGUUACAAAAGCCCCAUUGUGAAGUCACUCUUACAGAGUUGGUCUGCAGAGCUUUGGUUAGUGUGGGCAGGCAUAUGCUUGGAUGGGUAGCUGGGAGGUGGCAGUGUGUGGAGAACGGGUCACAGAAAUGAAUAGACCCCAGUGUGUGCAGCCAGACCUCAGACUGCCGAGCAGGACUCAAAACUCAAAAUGGGCUCAGCUGUUGCUGCACUUCUUUUCUUUUCCAUCAUCUUUGUGAACCUGAUUCCUACCUCUCCCAUGAAGGAACAGCGACCUUUCCAGGUUGCAGAUGAAGGUGGUUGGGUAGCUCUGGGGAAGAGCAGAAAGCGAAUAAUCCCAGUACUUCACACCCAAGAGCCCAGUCCCAUAUUUGAGGCUUACAGCUACUGCAACAUUCCUAACCACACUGAACAGGCUUGGGAAGGUCACAGUCCUCCUGACUACAAACUGCUGUCCGUUCAAGUGAUGAUUCGACAUGGUGACCGCUACCCUCUUUACUCCAUCCCCAAGACCAAGCGACCAGCCAUCGACUGCACCCUUUCCACCAGCAGACAACCUUCCCACCCGCUGCUGAACUCCUUCGUUACUCACAUGGGUCAAGGAGGUCAUGGCCACUGGAAACCACCGUUGAGUUCUGUUUCUCGCUUCCCCAAUCAUAGUGAAUGUGAAAUAGGAGAGCUCACACAGACAGGUGUGGUGCAACACCUUCGCAAUGGACAGCUCCUCCACAAUGCCUACAAACAUCACAGUCUCCUCCCUAUCAACUGGUCACCUCGACAGGUGUGGGUAGAGACUACCGGGAAAAGCCGUACUCUCCAAAGUGGUUUGGCUUUUCUCUACGGUUUCCUUCCAAACUUUGACUGGACCAAGCUAAGCGUUAAUCAUCAGUGGAGCACAUUGUUCUGUGGAUCGACGUGCGACUGCCCUGCCAGGAACAGAUACUUGGAGGAUGAGCAGAGACGGCAGUAUCAGCUCCGAUUGGCCAACGACAACCUCGAUAAGACAUACGCUGACAUGGCGCGGACUUUGGGUCUUCCGACUCGCCAGCUUAGAGCUGCAAACCCUAUAGACUCACUGUUGUGCCACCUUUGCCACGGCCUUCCUUUCCCAUGCGUUCCUCCUGGAGACAGUGGCACUGGUGGAUGCCUGACCAUGGCACAAUUUGCCGUCAUCCGGCAGCAGCAGUUAGAUGACGAGGCUGAUCGGAGAAGAGUGGGUCUGUAUCGUAAAUAUGCCACCCUUGCCAUGUAUCCCUACCUCAAUCGAACUGCUGCCAAGAUGGAACGGGUUGCCAAGGCCAGUGAGUCAGGCCGGCAGCCUCGUGUAGGAGGUGAGGAGGUCUUCUCCCUCUCUUCAGCCCACGAUGUCACUAUGGCUCCUUUGCUUAGUGCCCUUGGACUGGAAAAUGCCAGGUUUCCACGGUUUGCAGCAAGAAUAGUUUUUGAAUUGUGGAAGAGUCCUGCUGUCGUUCAAGGCCAGGCAAAAAAAAGAGCAAAGAAUGGUGAGAAGUCAAAAUCAAGAGAUGGGGAUUUUUUCCUCAGAGUUCUGUAUAAUGGCGAGGAUGUGACCUUUCAUACCGCCUUCUGUCACUCCCAUGACCGUUACAUGAGCCAACCACUCUGUCCACUGGGAAACUUUCUGACCUUUGUCAGAAGAGACAUGUUCAGUACUGUCAAUGCCACUUCCUACAAAGAGGCCUGCUACAGGCCCUCAGGUUAACAAAUGGCGAUCAGGGUCACUGAAUAAGGAUGCACAUUGGUCAAAUGAGUGUGGUUUCUCAUUUUGAGGAGACUUCAGACUUAUGCUGCUCAUUAUGUCUUACAUCUUUUGAAACUAAUCCUCCACAUUCCUGAGCUGUAAUGAGUGGGAAGCAGGUUCAGUAAUGUUUUUGAGAUUGUGGAGUCUUGAGGUUCUAAUCCAGUAUAGCCUCAGCCCAAUCAGCUCUUGAGUGUUGUUUUUCUAAGUGCAUGUCUAAUAGAUGAACAACUCAAGGGAAUUUGUAUUGCACUUAGCCACUUUAUUCCUGCAUUCCGUAAAAUAGCAAAAUUGUAAACAUUUUUUUUCAUUCCCAAAUAUAUUCCUGUAAUACACUCCUUAUCAAAAUUUUAAGACUAUUUGGAAAAAAGGCAAGAAUCCACGUUUUGCACUCUCAGAUUGUAAGAAGGUUCUAAGUGGAGUUUUAAAAUGCAAAAAGAAAAAAUCUGAGUAAGCAUUUUAUUGCAAAUGAGUAUUAAACUAAAGUAGGCUGUUCAUCAGCUGAUCAAAAGUUUAAGACCAUAUCUCAAAAAAAACUCCAAACUGCUCUAAAAUAGAAAUAAAAUAUGAAAAAAAGGACUCAGUAUUGAGUAGCUGAGCCAUUCUUGUUAAUCACCUCAAAAAUUGUCUCAGCAUGCUUGAUGCUAGUGUUUUCAGGAAGCUAAAGGAAAUGUUGCUGCAAGUGAUGAAGAUAGCUUCAUAGAGGGCAUCCACUGUCUGGAACUGGUGUCCAUUUUUGUAAACUUCACUUUCCAUCCAACCCCAAAUAUUCUCAAUUGUAUUUAGAUCAGGGAAACAGGCAGAAUGGUCCAAAAGAGUGAUGUUAUUCUCUAGAAGAAGUCCUUUGUCAGGCGGGCAUUGUUGAACUGCUGCAUUGUCCUGUUGAAAAACCCAGUUAUUACCACACAGACGAUGGCCUUCAGUCAUGAGGGAUAUACCCACUGCAACAUCUCCACAUAGCCAGCUGCUGUUUGAUGCCUCUGCAAAACCUGAAGCUCCAUUGAAGGAAAAAGCCCCCAGAUCAUGAUGGUGCCCCCUCCUCUGUGUCGUGUAGAAAACAAGUGAGGAGGGAUCUAAUGUUGGUAGCCAUCAGGACCGUUAAAGUGAAUUUUUUUUCUCAUCAAAGUAUAAAACUUUCUUCCACCUUU
This is a messenger RNA of Austrofundulus limnaeus, 3000 nucleotides long. It is a transcript of the gene pxylp1, whose product is annotated as 2-phosphoxylose phosphatase 1. Gene Ontology annotation, molecular function: phosphatase activity. The transcript is spliced from 5 exons. Gene Ontology annotation, biological process: chondroitin sulfate proteoglycan biosynthetic process; dephosphorylation; glycosaminoglycan biosynthetic process. Gene Ontology annotation, cellular component: Golgi apparatus. The record is from RefSeq and is a predicted model, not a curated record. Lineage: Eukaryota; Metazoa; Chordata; Actinopteri; Cyprinodontiformes; Rivulidae. The coding region runs from base 287 to 1816 and encodes 509 amino acids.